GAUCUUGUAUCUACUCGAUUUUGUAUCACGGUUGGACAAACGUAUCUGACCAAAUAUAUACCAUUUUCAGGUCUGUGGCUCUUCUAUACGCGAGUAACCAUUGCUAAUUUUAUGAUAUAGAACCAUUUGCCAAUAUAAAACCAUGGUUAACCUCUAAUGCGAGACGUAUUAUUGAUAUUAUUAUCAUACUCAGUUUGAGUUGGUGACUGGUUUUGAGCUAGUUUAAAUUUCUUCAUAAACAAUAGUAUCUUCAGUUUUCAAAAAGUGACCCCAAGUCGUUUCUGUGUCUGAGUUUUACGCAAGCAACGUUUGUGUCGUUGAAAAUCUAAGAGUAAAGUGUGUCCAGGUUCUGAAAACCAAUUUAGGUUUACCGCUUAGCAAAAUAGGGUUCAUUUCAUCAUUUGUUCAUGAGACGAUAGACCGACUUGACCUUGACCUGCAUUAUCGCGUGUACUUCAAAGAGGGUCAAUCAUGCAUGGUAACUUCAUAUGCAAUGUUUACGUGGUGCAGCGGGCAACCUAAAUCAGCACCAUAGAGCGCGUGGGUCUAAAUCUCUUUCCUAGUUUCCCCCGAUCGAAAUACAAUACCGACACAGGAGGCAAGUUUACUUUCUACCUAAGUAUUCACUGGUUCCUCACGUCUCUUUCAAUUGAACGGCGUGAAAUUAUUGCUACUUAGCUCCUGAAGGGGGAAAUAGUUGGCACUACUGGCUGGUACUACUAAAACUGGAAGACUUGUUUGUUGUUCAAAUAUUAUUACAUCGUCCUUUAGUGGAUAUUCAUUACUAGCAAUUGUCCAGUAAGGAAUUGAAAACAAGAGACUGAAUCUCCCAGAGUAGGUCUACUACUUAUUACAACUAGAUAACUUGGACUCAGAACUGAUAUCAGAACUGUUCUCUCUCAACAGCCCAACUUCUAAUCCCAGAUCAAAAGGCAAAAGUCGGAACAAGGAUAAGGGUUCAAACGCAGAACCAUUGGAGUUCACUAAUCAGACAAUUACCAAAUCGUUCGACAAUCUACUGCCCUACAACAGUUUGGUCAUCUCCCCGUACGACACUGUAAACGUAGCCCCUGUCCCACCUUUUGAGCUAGAAUACCCAGAAGACCCCGAAAACAUGAGUUUGUCAGAGGCUAACACGAUUAUUAAGAAGCAGAAGUCUAGGAUCGAAGACUUGGAGAGGGCGGUGAAGGAACGAGACGCGGAGAUUGAGCAGCUGAAAGCGCAUCUGGACAUGACGAGGUCGGUGCUGAGUUUCCACGACUUGGAGCACAACAAGGAUCCGAGUGUGGCGGGAUCUCCGAAUGCCGGUGUGGCAGGAGAGCCGAAAGCGAGUGUGUUCAAACAGAGAGGUAUCGGAAUAUCGGCAGAGCCAACAGCCAAUGUCAGUCUGAGUGAGAUUAAGCUGAUCAAGCACGAAAAGACAGCAAAACAGAAGCAGCUGAUCGAGGAGGCUAUAGUGAGGAAUGACUUCCUGAAGAAGCUGGACAAGGUGCAGAUCCUGGACAUGGUUGACUGCAUGGAGCCCAGGGUGGUGCGGAUGCACGACACCAUCAUCAAAGAGGGCGAAGUGGGAAACGAGAUGUUCGUCAUCGAAGAGGGUAAUGUGGAGGUGUUCAAGGGGAGUGGGAAGCAGCUGAGAGUGAUGAAACCGGGCCAGCUGUUCGGAGAACUGGCCAUCCUUUACAACUGCACCAGAACCGCAUCAAUCAGAUCCGUAAGUGACUGCAAACUGUGGGUGAUCUACAGGAAGGUGUUCCAGAAUGUGAUGAUGAAGAGCACGAUCCAGAAGCAGGAGAACCACAUGAUGGCCCUCAAAAGGUGUCCCCUCUUUGCUGGGUGUGAUGAGGACACUCUGAAGAGGCUGGCAGACACGAUGGAGGAGCGACACUUCAAUCCGGGAGAGUUUGUGAUCAGACAUGGCUUCCAUGGCAACUGCGCCUAUUACAUAGUAUCCGGAGAAGUUGAUGUGCAAAGAAAAACGGAUACGAAGUUCUCAGCGACGUUGCAUAACAGUUCCUGGUUUGCAGACGAAACCCUUAGAGACCAAGAUUGUAUGUUGGAGAAUGUAGUGGUCAGUCAGAAGUCGCCCUGCACGUGCCUUAUCUUGAACAAAGACUCUUACAUCCAGGCCAUAGCCGCCAUCAACAGUCAGGAGAAAGUGGGCAAAAAUCAGCAGAUAUCAGUAGUGCCUAGACACACGGAGUUCGAGAAGAAUCCCACGUCACCGGAGGAGUUCGAGUACGUGGCCACUCUGGGCGUGGGUGGAUUCGGACGAGUGGAACUAGUCAAGUACAAGCAUGGAUCUCAGUUGAAAACAUAUGCAAUGAAGACUCUGAAGAAGAGACACAUUGUUGAGACUAGGCAGCAGGAGCACGUGAUGAACGAGAAGAACAUAAUGCUCGCAUGCAGAUCUCCCUUCAUCGUAUCACUAUUCGGCACCUUCAAAGAUUCCAAGUAUCUCUACAUGGUGUUCGAAGCCUGUCUCGGAGGUGAAUUGUGGACCAUAUUGCGAGACUUUUCUCACUUUGACGACGGCACAACUAGAUUCUAUCUUGCCUGUGUGCUGGAGGCAUUUGAGUACCUCCAUGGCAAAGGCAUCAUCUACAGGGACCUGAAGCCAGAGAACUUGCUUCUGGACACCAGCGGAUACGCUAAGCUUUGUGACUUCGGCUUUUCUAAAGUGAUUGGGAACAACAAGACGUGGACUUUCUGUGGCACCCCGGAGUACGUGCCUCCCGAGAUCAUCCUCAACAAGGGCCACGACUACUCGGCUGAUUACUGGUCAAUCGGCAUCCUCAUGUUCGAACUACUCACAGGAAACCCCCCAUUCGUGGGCAGUGACCCGAUGAAGACAUACAACAUCAUCCUGAAGGGCAUAGACGUGAUCCACUUCCCCUCGAAGAAGAUCUCGAGGUCGGCCAACCAGCUCAUCCGCAGACUGUGCAAACCCAACCCGGCCGAGAGACUAGGGGCGCCCAAGGGGGGCAUAAAGGAGAUCAAGAGGAACAAGUGGUUCGAGGGAUUCAACUGGGACGGAGUGGCCAAUCGCAAACUGGUGCCGCCCAUCAUGAAAAAUAUUGCCUCGCCCUUAGAUACCAGUAACUUUGAUCGGUACGAGAGAACGAAUGAAGCUCCGCCUCCAGACGACAUGACAGGCUGGGACCGAGACUUCUAGAUUAGUCCCCCCAGUUCCACCCAAGUUCAAAUCUAGUCUACAUGAACACGGGCCAUAUUAUUACCCACAAAGUUUCUAUCUCUAGUCAACAAAUCUAUCCGAAACGAACUUUCACCAAAGUAGUCAGUCGAAAGAACGAGCAGGAAACAGAAUCGACAUUUUAGGAGAAACUCAUUAUUUGAAGUUUAAAAUUGCACAAUUUCGGUGCUCUUUUCUAAUUGAUUCAAACUUAAUCUGUAUUCUCGUUUUCAAUCAAAUGGUUCGAAAUUAACUUGUACAUAAAAUGCUUUCAUCUUUCGCGGUCUUUGCACUGAAUUUAAACUCACUUCUACAGUUCGAAAACCUGAGUCGAUUAUAGACUCCAGGCUUCACUGGGUUGACGAAAAUAGGAAAAAAGAAUAUUUCAUCUGG
Messenger RNA from Symsagittifera roscoffensis, 3586 nucleotides. Its product is annotated as cGMP-dependent protein kinase 1-like. The record is from RefSeq and is a predicted model, not a curated record. Gene Ontology annotation, biological process: protein phosphorylation. The transcript has 14 exons. NCBI's taxonomy places the organism in Eukaryota, Metazoa, Xenacoelomorpha, Acoela, Convolutidae. Gene Ontology annotation, molecular function: cGMP-dependent protein kinase activity; ATP binding. Bases 1115 to 3175 code for a protein of 686 amino acids.